AUGUCCUUCCUCACCGGAGCCAUCCGCACCGCCGCCGUCAGCACCUCGGCUCGUGCCACCCUCCUCGGCCGUGUCGCCCCUGUUGCUGUCGCUCAGCAGGUCCGUGGCUACGCCGCACACCAGGAGGAGGAGUCGUUUGACGCCUUCAACACACGCUACGUUGGAUUCUUCGACGCGGUCGAGGACCUGUUCGAGUUGCAGCGCGGCCUCAACAACUGCUUUGCCUACGACCUGGUGCCCUCACCUGAGGUGAUCGAGUCGGCCCUGCGCGCCAGCCGACGCGUCAACGACUACUCGACCGCCGUCCGCAUCUUCGAGGGCAUCAAGCAGAAGGUCGAGAACGAGAACCAAUACAAGCAGUACGUCGACGCCCUCAAAGGCGUCCGUGAAGAACUGGGAAUCCAGCUCAAGGAGGAGCUCUACUCCGCAUAA
Sporisorium graminicola is the source of this 432-nucleotide messenger RNA. RefSeq lists its product as uncharacterized. Gene Ontology annotation, biological process: mitochondrial electron transport, cytochrome c to oxygen. NCBI's taxonomy places the organism in Eukaryota, Fungi, Basidiomycota, Ustilaginomycetes, Ustilaginales, Ustilaginaceae. The record is from RefSeq and is a predicted model, not a curated record. Gene Ontology annotation, cellular component: mitochondrial inner membrane. The transcript has 2 exons. The coding region runs from base 1 to 432 and encodes 143 amino acids.